This is a messenger RNA of Cuscuta europaea, 2933 nucleotides long. The record is from the annotation of a GenBank genome assembly. NCBI's taxonomy places the organism in Eukaryota, Viridiplantae, Streptophyta, Magnoliopsida, Solanales, Convolvulaceae.
CAAAUAUUUUGUUUAACUGUAGCGGGCGGGGCCACUGGAGAGUGAAGACCGACCGCAAAGGCAAGAAAGUAUGAGGAUGCAACGGAUGAAGUCGCCUGGAAAGCACCAAACCUCUUCUCUGCACUUUCAAUUUCGUUUCCCGCUUUCCUCCCUUCUUCCUUUCCGCUCUCUCAGUCUUUUAUCAUCCGAUGGGAAUCUUUCAUCAAUUUAUUUAUUUAUUUACUUUGAGGUGCCGUUAACUGAAAAAGAGUUGUUUGAGGGAGUGUUAAUUCUUUCCGGGAAAAUGCAGACAAGGUACAUGGAAAGAUCUUCCAGUAUGGUUCGGGAAAAACGGGUUCUUAAUCCGGGUUGCACCGAAGAAUCUCAGCCUGCUAAAAAACGCCCUGCUCUUGCCAGUGCGGUUGUUGAAGCUCUGAAGGUUGACAGUAUGCAAAAACUUUGCUCAUCACUGGAGCCAAUUCUUCGCAGAGUCGUCAGUGAAGAAGUGGAGCGCGCUUUAGCAAAGUUGGGCCAUGCCAAACACAAGUCCAAGGUUUCUCCAGAAAGAAUAGAAGGGCGAGGUGUUAGAAGCUUAAAACUCCACUUUAGGUCCAAACUGUCCCUACCCCUCUUCACAGGAGGAAAAGUAGAGGGAGAACAAGGUUCGGCCAUUCAUGUUGUUCUGCUUGAUGGUGAAACUGGAUGUGUUGUGACAUCAGGUCCAGAAUCCUCAGCCAAACUGGACAUUGUUGCCCUAGAAGGAGAUUUCAACUACGAAGAUGAUGAAGGGUGGAGCCAAGAAGAGUUUGAGUCUCACAUAGUGAAAGAACGUGAAGGGAAGAGGCCACUUCUUACUGGGGACCUGCAAGUGACCUUAAAGGAAGGGGUAGGCACCAUUGGUGAAUUGACUUUCACUGACAACUCUAGCUGGAUAAGGAGUAGAAAGUUCAGAUUAGGUGUGAAGGCUUCACCAGGUUGGCAUUGUGAGGGCAUUCGGAUUCGAGAGGCAAAAACCGAGGCCUUUACUGUCAAAGAUCACAGAGGAGAAUUGUACAAGAAACAUUACCCUCCUUCAUUGAAUGAUGAAGUUUGGAGGUUGGAAAAGAUAGGCAAGGAUGGAUCUUUUCACAAGAGGCUAAACAAAUACGGGAUAUAUACGGUGGAAGACUUUCUACGACUUGCUAUCAAAGACACACAACAUCUUCGACAUAUAAUGGGAAGUGGGAUGUCAAACAAGAUGUGGGAAACUCUUGUGGAGCAUGCAAAGACAUGUGUUCUAAGCGGUAAACUCUAUGUAUAUUAUCCCGACGAUACGAGGAAUAUCGGGGUUCUAUUUAACCAUAUCUAUGAAUUUUGCGGACUGAUUGCUGGCGGACACUAUAAUUCUAUUGAUUCUCUUUCCGAUAAUCAAAAGGUGUAUGUGGACAGCUUAGUGAAGAAGGCCUAUGAUAAUUGGAUGCAUGUGGUUGAAUAUGAUGGCAAAUCGCUCUUAAGCCUCGAUAAGAGUUCAGUUUCUUCUCCAAAUGACCCCCUACUUGCCUCGCACAACCUCUCACACUCUCUCCCUAAUCGCCUUUGUCUACCAACUCUCCCGUCUUCAUGUCAGCCGUCUGUGGCCCUGGAACCACCAAACGUUGGAGGUUUUGACGCACUAUGUAUAUCUCCUUGUGUGUCUUGAGUCCAUCCUGAGCGGCCUAUGAGUCACAUUUCGAGUUUUAGUUUUGGAGGGAAGGCAGUUCAAUGUGCAACCAGACCUUAGGUUGAACUAGGCAACUGGCUAACAAAUUUGAUUCAAUCUUUUUAUAUGGUUUGACCUGCCCAAGUGCCUUAUGGUCUAGGUACAAUGAAAGUUUGAGUGGGAAAGUCGCAAUGCAGUCUCACGGCUUUCACCAGAACAUGAGUCGCAUAAAUGUUCCUUUUGUGAAUCAGUCUAUGAUAUGUACGCCACCACUGACUACGAUGGCUCUUACACCUCAACUGCCUUCAACCUUAAAGAAUUUUCUGACUCCAACUGCCACAUUAAACUUCCCUUGUGAUCAUAAUAACUUCUUGACAGAGGAAGAAUUAAGGUUAAGGAGUCAUGAGAUGCUUGAAAAUGAAGACAUGCAACAUCUCCUCCGUACUUUCAACAUGGGUGGCCACCAUACUCACGCUUCUACUACCAGUAAUCAUAAUGAUGAGGAUGUCAGAGAAGAAGAGUGUCGCAACAACCCUGAUCCUUAUGCAUCAUCAUCAAAAUACACUGUGAUGAUGUCAUCACCCAAUAUGCUUUCAUCGACCUAUCGGUUUGGCGAAGAUCAUCGGAGGUCAUGUUCAUCAUCAUCAUCAUCAUCAUCAUCGCCUUUGGGAAAAGCUGUUGUGGGGUGGCUGAAGCUUAAAGCAGCAUUGAGAUGGGGAAUCUUCAUUAGAAAGAAAGCUGCUGAGAGGAGGAGGUGGAAAGCGCAAAUUAUUGAACUGGAUGAUGAUGAAGAAAAUAGUUUUUGGUAGUUAGAUACACAGAUCAAUAGAUGUGUGUGUGUGUGUGUUGAUAAGUUGUUCUUACUUAGUUCCACUUUGCUGCUUAGUGUUGAUGAAGGCACAUUGUACAGAGAUUGCUCUCUGCCAUCACCAAAAAUAACAAAGGACAUUCUCAUCACAAAUUCACAAUUCAAUAUCCUUGAACUCUCUCUCUCUCUCUCUCUCUCUCUGGGUCCUCUUGGAAUGCAGAAAAUGCUAGACAGAAAAUAGAUGAGAUCUUUUGAAGGAAAGAAAAUGUUGAAAGAGAGCACCGGUUCAAACUUUAAAAAUUUAUGUUUAUUUGUUUAUUUAUAUGUAUUACAUAAAUACUAAUAAACUGAAGCAUGUGUAAGAAUUUUGUAUAGAUGAAUCUCGCUUUGCAAUUUUGUAAGCUUAGAUGAUACUACGUAUGUUUUUUCGUAAACAUAUAGUCUAUGUUAAAAAGAUGACUCUAUUUG